Messenger RNA from Penicillium vulpinum, 1119 nucleotides. Its product is annotated as putative C2H2 transcription factor. NCBI's taxonomy places the organism in Eukaryota, Fungi, Ascomycota, Eurotiomycetes, Eurotiales, Aspergillaceae. The record is from RefSeq and is a predicted model, not a curated record. The transcript has a single exon. The coding region runs from base 1 to 1119 and encodes 372 amino acids.
AUGUACAGCACUGUCCCAGAUAGUGCCGGUUACUCGGAGGCCUCAGAGCCUCAACAAAUGGGAGGCCUGAUCGAUAUCCCCACCAGCGCUCCAUCCAACUCGCACAUAUCCGCCCUUGAGAAGAUGAACUUUAUGGACGCUCAACCGGACCCUCGGUACUUCUUAGCUCCGGCAAAUUAUUGCACUGGAAGAAGAGGAUCGACAGAUACCGAUACGAUUGGCUCUCAAUAUGCCUGGUCCACCGCAUCCAAUGUAGACAUGCUUUCAAGCUCUCCCCACAUGCCCUCCUUUGAAACACCCAUCAGUCCCACCUCGGCGCCCUUCCUGCCAGGCUGCUACCCAUCCGACUCACCGCAGCUCGCUAUGAACAGCCAGAACGUUUCGGGCUACACUACCCAGCAAAUCGACAAAUGGUGCACCGAGAGCGAGCCAGCCGGAGACUGCUACCAGUCACAGCCCUUCCCAAACAUGGGCUCUAUGCACUUUCCACAACUAGCGGAAGUGCAAUCAGAGCCCUUCCCAACAUACAACAAUCAACUCAACACUGCGAGCGAGCAGUGGCUCCCUUGCCCACACCAUUCCUCUAAUACGAUCCCAGAAACCUUCUUCUCAAUCCCCCGAUCCAUCUCGACUGCUCGGUCAGUCCCAGCUCCAACAAACCACCUCCCAAAAUCCACCGCUACAACCACCUCAAUCUCCUCAUCGCCAGCACGCUCCUUCUCCGACCCGGAUUCUCCAUCACCUGCAGUAAACUCAGCCUCCGGCUCCGGCUCCAGCUCCAAUGCAGGCGACCUAAGCAACUACGGCAUCCCAACAGGAAAUGGCAACUGGCGCUGCGCCCACCCAGGAUGUUCCUCGAAGGCUGUCUUCCAUCGAGGCUGUGAUCUGAGAAAGCACUUCAACCGCCACCGCAAGUAUCUCUUCUGCCGCUAUGAGGGAUGUCCCCAGUCAUCGCGGAAUGGCUUCAGCAGCAAAAAAGACCGUGCUCGGCAUGAGGCAAAGCACAAUCCCGGUGUCUUUUGUGAGUGGGAGGGCUGCAGAAAAGUCUUCAGUCGUGUCGACAAUAUGAAAGAUCAUGUGAGAAGAAUCCAUCGGAAAGGGGAAGCUGGAAAAGCUUGA